GAAAUUAAUUAAAGUUUAAAUAUGAGUUCAUGUGUUUAGCGAACGCAACAACUUUACCUCAUGGCUCUCGUUAGCACUCUUACUUUCAAGCCUGCUAGCUAGGCUAACUAGCUAGGCUAAGAGGUAGAGCGGGUGAGCUUUUGAGUUGGAAAUGAGUUUUUGUACAGGUGAUUCAGCGAAAUUUGGCUUCACAUUAUCUUAGAAUAGUUCACUAACCUUUGAUUUUCUAUGCAUUUUGAGUAUGUAUAGCAUCGAUAGAUGGUAUGAGAUUUUUAGCAAUUGGUACAUUGGACGUACAAUGUUCUUUGAAGUAUAAGGGGCAAAUAUUAUUGGCGGAGAAAUAAAAAUGAACUUGAUUCGACACACUAUACACAGGCACACGUCGCGCUAUGAGCUGCGGAGGUGACUCCACGUUUGAACUGUCGUCCAAAUACACUGCGUGAUAAAUGACAGAUAUCUUUACUGAUUUUGAUCACGUUUAGUGCACAGUCCUCAAUUGCAGGACGUGAUCAGGAAAAAGUUCACGCCACCGCCAGGAAACUUCAGGAUGAGCAUAAAAUGCAAGAUACCGGUAACUUUAACAGCUGAACUUCAUAUGACCUCUAAACUUUUUGCUCACGUGACCUUUCAGGGGGUAACUUUCAUCCUAUAGUCCUGUAGAAGGAAUAAUGUACAUGUUUCGCCAGGGAGGGGCCCAAAAGUGGCCAGGGCCGAGUUGUUGUAAGUGAAAGAGAAAGAAACAGCGGGAGAGCACAAGAGUUCAAUAGUGGGAUGAGUGGGAGGGGGGGGAGUCGCGCACUGUGAUUGGGGGCCACCGGACCAUGUGCUGACCCGACUCACUGAAGCCUCUAAGGGGCACACAUACGCACACACUCAGUCGCAUACGGUGUUGUGUUGAGUGGCAGCGACAUAUGAACCCCUUCACAUGCGCUAUUCCUGGUAAGGGAGGGGGUUCGGGGAGUGAGGCCGGUGGGCAGUAGAAGCUCUUGUCUUUCCGCAUGAUGGGCUGCUGCUUCAGUAAGGAGGCCGGGCCAGACCGGAACAGCGAGAAAAGCAGCUUACUGCACACCCCUCACCGGGACCACAUCCAUAACGGCGUGGAACAAGUGAGGCACCAGGCCGUGGCCGUGGCUCAACAUGUUUCUCUGGAUGAAGAAGAAGAUUCUGGAGCGGCCCGCGCGGAAGGUCGUCCGGGACUUGAUCACCAAGCGCGGACGGUCGUCAGUGAGAAGACUGUCCAAGCUCCGAGCUCUCACAAGGAGGAGCGAGCUAUUCUUAUCCCGGUCGGCGCGAGCGUUAUCCCGGACUCAUCGGCAGGCGUGACCCUCUCCCGCUUGCGCAACUGUGAGCCGGCCGCCUACAUGGAGGUGCUCUCCCAGAGUCUGACCGGACAAAACAUCGUGGCAAACGCUACACGACGAGCCCAGUGGUUCACUCAAAACCUUGAGGGUCAGAAGCUCCCCCACCCAGAAGAUUACCGGUCCGGUUCCAGUGGAACAAAGGGCGACAGUUGUGGCAAGGUGCCGCGUGACUUGACGUUGUCAUCGGUCUCGCAUCAGGAUCGGGUUUCCCUAAUAGGUGAGGACUGUAUUGUCACAACAACACUGGGUCAGGACUUCCAAACGAGGACUCGGAGGUUCUACAGCAUCUGCUCCAUCGACACAAAUGACCUUGACCACGACGACCACAACCAGACCCGAGAAUCUGGAACAUGUGCUGGUGGACAGACAACCUCGCCUCUGCUCAACCAGCCCUUGAACUCGGCACCACUGACCGCCGCUUCAGGAAUAAUUCCAGAACUUCAAGUCGACCCGCACGUGCCGAGAGGAAUUCCUGAAGGCAACGAGCCUUCAAAAGCAGAAGGUGACCACCCGAUGCUGACCGAGCAGAGCGCGUCUUCAAUCCAGGCCUCAGAGGAAAUUCAACUCGAUCACAUCCGGCGCUCGCAACCGGCUAGUGAAAGUCCCAAAGAAGCACGUUCGUUUCCGAAACCUGACGUCACAGAGCAACAAAGCGAUGAAGAAGAUCAAAGUUCAAUCCUGAGAGAAGAUGGUGUCCCCGCAAAUAAAAGCCAGGAAGACGAGGUCAUCCGCCAAAACGCAACUCUCACACAACUGACCCCUGCCCCACUCAUCUUAACCAGUGUGGUCGAGUUGAAAACUCCCGGACUAGAUGAUGAAGACGACUCGUGCGACCGGACAACGUUCACGGAGGAGGAGCCCUCGAUGAGUCGCACCUCAAAGCAAACGCCCGCCAUCUUCCGGGAAAACCAACUCGAUCACGUCCAACGUUCACAUCCAACUAUCGAUAGUCCCAAAGAAUUCCACUCCUGUCCAGAAUCUGACAUCACAGAGUCGCAAAUUGAAGGCGAAGAUAAAUGUUCAUCGCGGGGAGAAGACGAUGUCCCCGAGAGGGAAAGCGUCGAAUGUCUUGGACUCACCGAUGAAGAAGACUCGUGUGACGGGAUGAUGCUCCUGGAGCAGAGUGCGUCUUCGGAGCUUCAAACAUGGCGGAAAAAAAACGCCAUCUUCCAGGAGAAUUCACAACAUGCUGGUGACAAUCUCAAAGAAGUCCCUCGUUCCCGUCUGAGCUGCGGUCCAGAAUCGAAUGUCACGGAGCAGCACGACGAGUGCCAAGAAGAUGCUCCCGAAGACAAACUCAUCCACGGCAACCCGACACACUCGCAAGUGUCCUUUCCCGGCGUCCUCUCAACUUCACCCCAACAGUGCGGAAAUGGAGAAGGCACAGCGAGAGAUAAUGAAGACAUGAGAGCGAAAGUCAGUUUGGCUGCAUUCUCCGAGCCCGACGCAAGUUCGAGAAGAUCUCAUGAGUCGGAUCCUCCAGAACCGACAAACGGAUCUCUGCGGGGUGAAGAGGAAACGGUCCCCUUGGAGCAUCCGAAAACUCCGCCGCAUGCUUUUUCCGACGCCGAAACGGUCGACGUGGGCCGUCCGGAUGAGAUUUCACGUCAUCUGCGGGACCUCGGCGUCCAGGUGGAGUUCGACCAGCUGGACCUUCACGCUCUGACGCCAUCUUACGAGAUCCUGGGUCGAGAGGCGCCGGGCGAGGAGAGCGACAUGCGGGACUUGGUGUCAGAGCUGCUCGGAGGGGACGCCGACGCCUCGGUCCACCAGACCUGGAUCGGGCCCGCUGUAGAGGACCCCUGCCAGGCAUGGGUCCAGGGGGCGCCGCAGAGCCCGGAUGAGAUGGUCCCUCACUGGGCCUGGCACACGGGCUGCCCCGAGGCCCCGCUCGGAUCGUCGCAGACCCUCAACCCUGACGCUGAGGUGUGGACCGGAUCCAACUACAACCUUCCGCAAGCUCGACAGCCUUGGCUGCAGCUUCCCGACGAGCGGGUGGACCCGCAAAGCCACGCGCUGCACACGGAGCUCGGCUACAUCGGCGUGGGCGUGACUGAGGUUGAAGACCAACCCAAAGCAACCGAAAACCACAUCCUACCAGAACCAGACUCAGGUGAGCUAAUGGAACAGCUGAGGUCUACGCUGGACUGUUGUCUGAGUAGGGACUACCUGGCCAGUGACUUGUACCUCCAGUCGCGGAUGGAUGACGAGCAAUACGUUCCCAUCGCGGCGCUGGCCGGCCUCCACGCCAUCAAAUGUCUCGGUGCCGAUUUGCAGCUCGUCACAGACGUCGUUAAAACUGUGCCGCAGGUCCAGAUGUCACCUUGCGGGCACAAAGUGCGAGCCAACCCCAUCCGAUAUGUCCUCAUCCUGCGGGAGAUCCCCAGCAGUACCCCUCGCGAGGAAAGACCUGUGGAAGCUCUCUUCAGUGACAAGAAGCUGCCCAAGUUCCUGAGCUGCGAGGUUGUGAGCGGCGACUACUGGUUCGUCACCUUCGGAUCCGAGGCCGACGCCUACCAGGCCUACGUGUACCUGCGAGAGGAAGUUCGGCUUUUCCAGGGGAAGCCCAUCAAGGUGAGGAUGAAAGCCAAAUCAACAACCCCCACGUCCCACAUACCCGGAAACGGCUUUUGCCCCAACGUGGAGCCGUCUUAUUUGCCCCCGGACGCUUACCAGCAGCUUUACGAUUUCACCUACCCCGUGUGGUCUGAUUCCGGAUACUCCGACGGAGCUGAGCCACUUGAGCUCAGCGGCGCCCUGAAUGGCUUGCAAGCGUCCCCUUACUUCCAACAUCACGUCGCGCGCAGAAAAAGGAAUGGCGCCAGGACAUCGGGCUGGUAUCAAAUCGGUCAUCAAAAGAAUUCUGACGACCUGGCGGGGAAAUCCUCGGUGGAAAUGUCCAACGCCUCGAGGCCGGCUCGAGGGUGGUCCCAUUCAAGAGGCAACAGGCCUCGUCACAGCAGAUGCUACGAUAGCCUGACCGGGGGGCACACAGGAAGGUCUGUAAAUGACGAUCAGAGAAGGAGAAAGAAGCUUUGGGCUGCUCUUAAGACAGCUGGCGUGCAUCAUACAAAACCGGCAACUCCUCGCCAGUCAUCACCCAUCCAGCUCGUAGCCUCCGACUUUCCUCCCCUCGGCGUGGAGAAGACACCCGAACCGGCUCAACCUUUGACCACCACCACCGCUGCCGACGACAUCGCUCAUGAGGCAACCCAGAAGCUGAGCUACGCUGCCAUCUGCCAGAAAUCUUCGUCUGGUAGGCCAGCACCUCCCGUUGAAGAGAAGUAGAUUUUGGAAAAUACUUGAGGUGGAAUGUCAACGUGCACCUGGUGGACUUCCUCAUGCACCGGUGACUGUUUUCACAUCUGUUCCUUUUCCCGUUGCUAGUUUGUGUUUCCUUCUCACUCACAUUUUGUGACGGGUGAGAUUUUCCACAAAUCACGAUCAGGUUUUGUUUUUCUGCAUGUGUUUCAUCACUUUUAAUUUCAUUGAACCUUCCAAGCUUUCUGGUGGCCAUUUUUUUUUUCUUCGAACAUGAGUUUGAAUGUGAUUGGUUAAUUCUGAGCACAGGUACACUCGCAUUUAUGAGGGUGCGCACACUUUGGCCACUAGAUUAUCUCAGUUGCUUAUUUUACAUUUUCUUUCCCUUCUCAGAAAUAUAUAUUUUUUCACUGAAAGCAUUACUGCCUGACUGUAUGCACAAGCAAAAUUGCCAAGGCUGGAUGAUCACGUGUUUUGUUUUUAUUUGUGAUAUCUGACUGUUCCAUCGAGGUAAACAUUUGAGUCCUCAACAAAAGUACCGAUUCCUCAGUGUACUUGAUUUCUUUUGACUGCCAAGUUCCAUUUUGCUCCUGAUUUUACGUGUGAACCAGGUACGUUGUCCGUUUGUAAAUUGUAUAUAAUACUGAGAAAUAUUAAACAAGUGCCUUUUCGAUGAUAAAA
This is a messenger RNA of Hippocampus zosterae (dwarf seahorse), 5303 nucleotides long. RefSeq lists its product as uncharacterized. Lineage: Eukaryota; Metazoa; Chordata; Actinopteri; Syngnathiformes; Syngnathidae. The coding region runs from base 999 to 4649 and encodes 1216 amino acids. Gene Ontology annotation, molecular function: mRNA 3'-UTR binding. The transcript has 14 exons. The record is from RefSeq and is a predicted model, not a curated record. Gene Ontology annotation, biological process: positive regulation of translation. Gene Ontology annotation, cellular component: cytosol; cytoplasmic stress granule.